Molecule: messenger RNA, 894 nt
Organism: Hibiscus syriacus
Lineage: Eukaryota; Viridiplantae; Streptophyta; Magnoliopsida; Malvales; Malvaceae
Product: RNA demethylase ALKBH10B-like
Exons: 3
Coding region: 40-894 (284 amino acids)
Biological process (GO): mRNA catabolic process
Molecular function (GO): demethylase activity; mRNA binding
Source: RefSeq, a predicted model, not a curated record
CUGCAUGAUGCUAUUGAACGUUUGGUCGAGUUGCAAGAUAUGACUGCAAAGCCCGAUUCCUGCAUCAUCGAUGUCUAUAAUGAGGGGGAUCAUUCACAGCCUUGCACAUGGCCACCUUGGUUCGGAAAGCCUGUUUGCCUCCUGUUCUUGACUGAGUGCGAAAUUGCUUUCGGAAGGGUAAUUGCAGUUGAUCAUCCUGGGGACUUUCGAGGCUCUCUAAAGCUUUCUCUUUCACCCGGAUCUCUCCUUGUGAUGGAAGGAAAAUCGACUUAUUUCGCCAAGCAAGCCCUGCCAUCCGUCCGGAAGCAACGUAUACUUGUUUCCUUUACCAAGUGUCAACCGAGGAAAUCUGUGUCUGACAACCAGAGACUUAUUUUACCUUUGAUUUUGCAGUCGUCUCGACAGUGUCUUCCACCUAAUAGAUCACCCAAUCAUUUUCGACAUUCUGUUGGAUGCAAGUAUUAUGAAGUGGUUCCAACAACCGGUGUACUGUCAGUCUCCCCGACUUGGCGACAAAUUCGACCUCCGAAUGGUGUUCAAACUUUAUUUGUGCCCGGUCCAGUUGCUCCUUCAAUUCCUUUCUCGGCUCCGGUUCCUGUCCCACCCGGUUCAACUGCUUGGCCGGCUCCUCCUCCAAGGCAUUCCCCACCUCAUCUACCUGUUCCUGGCACCGGAGUUUUCCUACCUCCACCAGGAUCCAAUAAUUCAUCACCUCAACUAUUGCCAUCUACUGCAAAUGAACUCAACAUUCCCGUUGACUCAACUUCCCCAACGAAAAAAGAGUAUAGCUCUCAGAAACCCAACCUUCACACAACUUUUCCUGGGGUGAGCUCGGAUGGGAAAUCUCGAAACCAAGACGGCAGUGGAAGUUUAGAUGGAACUGGCAGCGGGUGA